Molecule: messenger RNA, 120 nt
Organism: Scomber japonicus (chub mackerel)
Lineage: Eukaryota; Metazoa; Chordata; Actinopteri; Scombriformes; Scombridae
Product: sarcolipin
Exons: 2
Coding region: 1-120 (39 amino acids)
Cellular component (GO): membrane
Molecular function (GO): enzyme regulator activity
Source: RefSeq, a predicted model, not a curated record
AUGGACCGCUCAACGCAGGAGCUGUUCCUCAACUUCAUGGUGGUUUUAAUCACCGUGCUGCUAAUGUGGCUGCUGGUGAAAAGUUUUUAUGAUCACCUCUCUGGUCCAGAGCUGCAGUAG